GGCAACUGCAAAUUUUAAAGUACCUCCAAACAGAGAAGCAACAAUUACGGCAAAUCAGCUCGGCUGAAAGUGAAUUCCAUGCUAAAGCUAAAGGGAAUACAAGUGAAGUGUUAUCGACACACCAAAGCAAAAAAGUUAAAAAGAGUGUGUGUGCUUGAUAUUGCCAACCACACACGAUCCACAACCAAGCAACACAAAACAACAACCUCAACGCAAAUACAAAACAAAAACAAAAAAAACAAAAACUAUAAAAAGCAAUUUUCGUUAGUUCGCGACGUGAAAACCGUCAAAAUUACGCUCAGCAGCAAUUUAAUAACGUGCGGGGCUUGCAAUCAGAGCGAGGACAUAAUCAUGCUCAUAUCCUACAGAUGUAUCUACUCAGUGCUACUCACAACAAUAGCCAGCAUAAUGGUUGUGCUCAGCUCAGCUGCCCACAACAGCGGCCAGCUGCCCAUCCGCAAAUGCAGCGGAGGCAGCAGCUUGGCUGCUCGCACCAUGGCCAUGGAUUUGUCCAGCUAUGGACUGUUGGAGAACCGCAUUAGCACACUCGAGUCGCCACAACAGACGCACUGGAGCAAAAAGUUUCUGGCCAAGCGUGAGGCGCAAGCACAUUCGGCUCCAUACGUGGUCAGCAUUCAGAUGAGGACACCGGAUCAGGGUCUGGUGCACUAUUGUGCCGGCACUGUGAUCAACGAGCACUGGAUACUCACAGCCGCUCACUGCCUCAGCUCACCGCAGGCGGUGGCCAAUUCGGUAAUCGUUGCCGGCAGCCAUGACAUCCACAAUCGUCGUGGCGAGGCGGCCAGCGUUCAGAUGCGCAACAUCGAUUACUAUGUGCGCCACGAAUUGUACUUGGGCGGAGUGAAUCCCUACGACAUUGCGCUCAUCUACACCAAGAAGCCGCUCGAGUUCAAUGAGUAUGUGCAGGCGGCAGCGUUGCCCGAACAGGAUGCCCAACCCGAGGGCUAUGGCACGCUCUACGGCUGGGGCAAUGUCUCGAUGACAGCUGUGCCCGACUAUCCGCACAAGCUGCAGGAGGCGAAUAUGCCCAUUUUGGAUAUGACGCUCUGUGAGCAGAUUCUCGCACGUUCCGGCCUCCAGUUGCACGAGACGAAUCUCUGCACUGGGCCACUCACUGGAGGAGUCAGCAUCUGCACCGCUGACUCGGGAGGACCCCUGAUGCAGGAGUGCUGCGAACCGCAUCUGGAUCAAAGCAACAUUGUCAUCGGCAUCGUGUCCUGGGGACGCAUGCCAUGUGGCCAGAAGAACGCGCCCUCUGUGUUUGUGCGCGUCUCGGCGUUCACCGAUUGGAUCAAUCAGAUCAUCACCACUGCCACACAAUUCAUGUAAAGAAGAAAACAACUCUAGGACGGAUACAGUUCCUGAUCGCAGCUCGAAUUAAGCAAAAAUCGAAAAAAAAACAACAAAAUUAAAUGAUAACCUCAAAGAAAAACAAAACCAAAAAUAACUUAUUAAAGCUAAUCUCAGUAGAAUUAAGUAAUAAACUUAUAUAAA
This is a messenger RNA of Drosophila sulfurigaster albostrigata, 1515 nucleotides long. RefSeq names its product venom peptide isomerase heavy chain. Gene Ontology annotation, molecular function: serine-type endopeptidase activity. Gene Ontology annotation, biological process: proteolysis. The record is from RefSeq and is a predicted model, not a curated record. The transcript has a single exon. NCBI's taxonomy places the organism in Eukaryota, Metazoa, Arthropoda, Insecta, Diptera, Drosophilidae. Bases 79 to 1350 code for a protein of 423 amino acids.